AUGGACGUACAUAUCAUUUCGGUGGACACAAUCAAGCCAUCUUCCCCAGCUCCAAACCACCUCACAGACGUGAAGCUCUGCUCACUCGACCACCUCAUUCCAGCCGAUUACGCCCCCGUCAUCUUCUUUUACCCCGAUCAAAAUAACUCCAAACUUCUCCACAACUUGCCCCUCCUCAAACAAUCGCUAUCCCAAACUCUUUCGCGGUUUUCCCCGCUUGCGGGCACCAUCAAAGACGAUCUCUCGAUCGUCUGUGACGAUCGAGGCGCGCGUUUUGUCACGGCAAAGGCCGAGAAUCUCCUCCUAGGCGAUUUUCUCGAGAGCCCGGAUCUUAAGGUUAUUGCCAAGCUUCUCCCCUGUGGGCCUGUUCGGAAAUCGGCAGAUUGUGUCGCCAAUAUACAGGUGACCGAGUUCGAAUGUGGCGGCGUUUCGAUCGGAGUUUGCGUAUCGCACAAGAUUCUCGAUGGGGUCGGUUUGAGCACUUUUUUGAGAAGUUGGGCAUGUUCGGCUAGCUCGCCUGAGGAGAAAAACCCCGCCAGGCCUGAUCUUUCUGCACCUUCGAUUUUUCCGGCUGCUGACGUGUCGCUAAGAGAUUCGUCUAUGGCCAUGUGGGGUUCUUUGAUGAGGGAGGGCCGGUUUGUGACCAGGAGGUUCGUGUUUGAUGGGUCGAGAAUCGAGAUUCUCAAGGAACUUGCAGCUGCUGGGUCGACCCGUGAUCGCCCCACACGAAUCGAGGCCGUCUCUGGAUUCAUAUGGAAAUGUGCGGCUGCGGCUUCUGAAGAGAGGUUUGGGCACAAAAGGCCUUCUUUCGUUACUCAUUUGGUAAAUUUACGCAAAAGAGCAUCUCCGAAUCUGCCGCAAGAGUCCUUCGGGAAUCUUCUUUGGUUGGCGAGUGCGCAAAAUACUCGCGUCGUGAAUGAAAACGUUGAGUUUUCUGAAUUGGUGGGUGAAGUGAGGAAAAGUAUAUCGAGAAUCGAUGGAGAUUUCGUCAAGGAAAUGCAAUGUGGUGAGGGAUUGAAGUUUAUGCGGACAUGUCUUGAGGAGAUUAGAAAACUUGGGAGUGAGGAUCAUGUGGAUCAUUAUGGUUUUAGCAGCUGGUGUAAGCUGGGUUUUUAUGAUGUUGAUUUUGGGUGGGGAAGGCCUGUUUGGGUGAGCAGCAUUGAUGCAAGUGGUCCAUUUUUUAUGAAUCUGAUUAUUUUGGUUGAUAGGAGGUUUGAUGAUGGGAUAGAAGCUUGGGUGACUUUGGAUGAAGAAGAGAUGGCUAUUUUAGAAGAGCUUUUAUUCCUGGCCCUGGCUGUAAGGUUCCUAGGUUGUGUCGAGACGCUCCCAGAGGCCAACCAUAGUUUUACAAGCUAUUCAACUUUCCUUACAUCCUUACUGAGCUAUAAGGUCCUAAACCAUCAUGCUCGAGCUUUUGGACUCUUAGAGCAUCAUAACCAAGCUCACAACCACCUACCCGAGUUGUUAAGUGUAUUGGUCGUCCUCAUCGAGCUGCAAACUCACGACCACUUACUCGAGCUGGUUCCUUGA
Striga hermonthica is the source of this 1530-nucleotide messenger RNA. The record is from the annotation of a GenBank genome assembly. NCBI's taxonomy places the organism in Eukaryota, Viridiplantae, Streptophyta, Magnoliopsida, Lamiales, Orobanchaceae.